AUGUCUUUUAUAGAUGGGUCAAUCUUUCAAAUUUCAUUUAUUUCUAGACCAAUCAGAAUAUCCUGUGGUCAGUUCGCAAGAAUGGCAAGUGGUAGUGCUGUAGCAGAGAUUGGUGACACUGCAGUGAUGGCCACUGCAGUAAGCAAGUCUUCUCCACCCACUGCAGGUCAGGGAUUUAUGCCAUUAUCUGUUGACUAUAGACAAAAAGCUGCUGCUGCUGGAAGAAUACCCACAAACUACUUACGCAGGGAGCUAGGGCCAACAGAAAAAGAAACCUUAGCAAGCAGAAUGAUAGAUAGGUCCUUGAGACCCCUUUUCCCCAGUUCUUUUAAAACUGAAACUCAGAUUAUGUGCAAUUUAAUGUCUGUGGAUGGUCAACAUGACCCAGAGAUUGCUAGUCUAAAUGCUGCGUCUGCAGCAUUGUUGUUGUCUGACAUUCCGUGGAAUGGUCCUAUGGGUGCUGUACGUAUUGGAUAUACAAACAAAGGCUUUGUUGUAAACCCAACUAGAAAACAACUGAUGAGCAGCAGAUUGAAUCUGAUUGUAGCAGCUGUUGAAAAUAAAGUUGUGAUGCUAGAUGGCUCAGCAGAAGUUCUUCCAUAUGGACUUUUCAAAAAUGCUGUACACCUAGGAGUGGAAAAGGUCAGACCAAUCCUAGCGGAGCUUAGGACAUUGCAGAAAAAUUUUGGAAAAAAGAAAAAGCCAAUUGUUAUUCCAUCUGAAGAUAUCAUCCCUCAGGAGAUGCGUGAUACCCUAAAAGUUAUAGCAGAACAAAAAUUACAUGGAAUUUUUACUGACAGCAGUCACAAUAAGUUUUCAAGAGAUAAGGCGGUCAAUGAUGUCAGAUAUCAAACUGUCAGAGCUAUGGGGCUGGCUGAGAAGAAUUUCAUGCUGCAUUAUGAGUUUCCUCCAUAUGCAACCAAUGAAACUGGCAAACAAGGUGUAGCUAACAGAAGAGAGCUUGGUCAUGGUGCCCUGGCAGAAAAAGCAUUGAGAACUGUACUACCAGAAGACUAUCCCUUCACAAUAAGACUUACUUCAGAAGUCCUUGAAUCAAAUGGAUCUUCAUCUAUGGCCACUGUCUGUGGGGGGAGUCUCGCUUUAAUGGAUGCAGGAGUACCUAUAUCUGAACCUGCUGCAGGGGUAGCUAUCGGUGUAUUUACAAACUAUAAAGGUGAUGAUGCAUCCAGUGAUCUUAAUGAAGAUAGCAAGGAACAAACAGGACAGGAUGAGAAGCACUGUUUACUUACAGACUUAGUAGGCAUAGAAGAUUAUAUGGGUGAUAUGGACUUUAAGAUGGCAGGCACAAAGUUUGGUGUCACAGCUAUACAGGCAGAUGUCAAAACACCUGGUCUUCCUACAGAUGUGAUGAUAGAAGCAACGGAUGAAGCACAGGUUGCCAUUAAAAAACUUUUGGACAUCAUGGCUGAGACCCUCCCAACAUACAGAUCACAGAAGAAGGAAAAUGCUCCUGUUACUGAAAAAUUGGAGUUACCCUUGUCCAAAAGAGCAAAAUUUGUAGGUCCUGGGGGAUACAAUAUUAAAAAAUUAAGGUCUGAAACAGGUAUAACAGUUUCAAGUGUUGAUGAGACAACUUUUCAAUUAUUUGCCCCUAAUAAAGAUGCCAUGGAAGAGGCCAAAGAAAUGAUAGACAAACAGCUGAAAAGUUCUAAAGAACCAGAUCUAGAGUUUUCUGCUGUUUAUACUGCCAAAAUCGUGGAAGUAAGGAAUAAUGGUGUGUUGGUGCAAAUACACCCAAUGCUGGAACCAGCCUUACUACACAACUCUCAGCUUACAAAACGGAAGGAAAAGAAGAAAAAGAAGCCACAUCUUAAUACAGACCAUUCAGGUUCAGAUGAGAUUAGUGCAAGUCAAAAGAAAACCAAAAAGAGACCAUUAGGGCAAGUUGACAGCCUUUCUAAGAAGAAACACACAGUUGGGAGUCUAGGAUCAUUGCAGGGAAAGAGUACAAGUCACGUGCAAAAUAGUGCUAUGGUAGCAAAAGUGAAGAAAAUUCACAAACCCACUGCGAAAAUGACGACAAAUGGGGGAGAAUCUGUGCCAAAGUUUAAAUUGAAUAAGAAACACAAAAAUUUGGAAAAGUCUCAAAAUGAUAUCAAUAAAAAUAAGAAAAAAAGAAAUAAAUACAAAGACUUUGACAAGAAUAAGAAAGAGGCUGUGAAUGAUGAAAGUUCAGGUGGAAAGGACACCACAGUAACACAAACUCAGAAGAAAGCUGAAGCAUCCAACACAACUCGGCCCUCUCUUCCCAAGAAAAAGAAGAAGAGAAAAAGAAAAGCUAAGAAAAACAAAUAUAAAGAUUUGUGGGAAGCACAGCAGAGGGAAAAGAGUGCUUCGACAGGCAAUGCAGAUAAAGGAGAUUUUGUGAUUAAUUCACAGGCUAAUGAAAAACACACAAAAUCUGAAACUGUGCCAAAAGGUGCUUGCACUGAAACAAACUUGAGCAAAAGUAGUUUGAAGAGGAAGAGAGAAUGUCCUGGGGAUGAAAUGAAGGACAACAAUAUGUCCAAAAGGGACAAUGCCACUCCUGUUGACAGUGUGACAAAUCACAAGAGGAGAAAACUCGACACAUCUGUCGGUGAUGGCAAUGGCUUUUCAGAUGGGACCAAAAUGGCACAAAGUACAAACAAUAUAGUAUCGGACAAAAAGCAGAAAUCUCCUGGAGAAAGAAAUUCCUCAGCAAAAAUUGAAAAAUUGGGUAAUGUAUCUGUGAAGAGUGUUUCAAAAAGGACUAAAGGAAAAUCUUCUAAAGUGGAUAAAUUGGAAAGAAAAACUGGUAAAGAACAUAAGGUUUUGAAGGGAAAGGUGACAAAGGAUGUCAUCAACCAACCUUUAGCUGAGAAAGAUGGCUCGAAUAAUCUUCAGUUGGCUCCAAAGUCUAAGACUGGCUUGGAUAAAAAUAAAGUGAAGGCUCUGCUUCAGGCUGAUGAAAGCAAUACAGGAGAAAAGAAGACUAAAAUGGUCACAAAGAAAGAAGAGAAAUUUGCAGCCAAGGAGAUUCUCUCGCCUCAGUCCAAGUCACAAAACAAGUCACAGGUGCUUCGGGAAAAGAUGAUGGAGCGUCUUCAUGCAGCAAGGUUCCGCUUUUUGAAUGAACAGCUUUACACUCUACCUAGCGAGGAGGCAGUGAAGCUGUUCCGCUCUGAUCCAGAAGCUUUUAAGGCCUAUCAUGACGGUUUCCAGAAUCAAGUGGCAAAAUGGCCUCAGAGCCCUGUUAAUACUAUCAUAGACUUCAUCAAGAAAAAAGCAAGCAAUGAGGUUAUAGCAGAUUUUGGCUGCGGAGAUGCCAAGAUAGCGCAGUCUGUAUCCAAUCAGGUGCAUUCCUUUGAUCUGGUUGCCGUGAACAAAUAUGUCACUGCCUGUGACAUGUCUAAGACCCCUCUCAAAGAUGGCAGUGUUGGUGUGGCGGUAUUCUGCCUGGCGCUGAUGGGGACUAACCUGGUGGACUUCCUGAGGGAGGCCAACAGGGUGUUAAAGAAGGGUGGCAAGCUGCUUAUUGCAGAGGUUGUGAGCAGAUUUGACAGAAUUGGAGCAUUUGUUAAAAGUGUUGAACAGAUGGGGUUUUCUACACUUCAUACACGUUAG
This is a messenger RNA of Lingula anatina, 3606 nucleotides long. RefSeq names its product polyribonucleotide nucleotidyltransferase 1, mitochondrial-like. The record is from RefSeq and is a predicted model, not a curated record. Gene Ontology annotation, biological process: mitochondrial RNA 3'-end processing; mitochondrial mRNA catabolic process. Gene Ontology annotation, cellular component: cytosol; mitochondrion. NCBI's taxonomy places the organism in Eukaryota, Metazoa, Brachiopoda, Lingulata, Lingulida, Lingulidae. Gene Ontology annotation, molecular function: RNA binding; polyribonucleotide nucleotidyltransferase activity; 3'-5'-RNA exonuclease activity.